This is a messenger RNA of Talaromyces amestolkiae, 1572 nucleotides long. RefSeq lists its product as uncharacterized. Gene Ontology annotation, molecular function: oxidoreductase activity, acting on paired donors, with incorporation or reduction of molecular oxygen, reduced flavin or flavoprotein as one donor, and incorporation of one atom of oxygen; heme binding; iron ion binding. The record is from RefSeq and is a predicted model, not a curated record. NCBI's taxonomy places the organism in Eukaryota, Fungi, Ascomycota, Eurotiomycetes, Eurotiales, Trichocomaceae. Bases 1 to 1572 code for a protein of 523 amino acids. The transcript has 2 exons.
AUGAAAAGCCAGUUUAUCGCUGUUUUUAUAGUAUUCGCGGCCGUUGGGCGCGUGAUUUCUUUUGUCUAUUAUGCCUGGCGUCAUGCUCGGAAAGCUCGUAGCUUAGGCUGCGAACAAACCCCUUUUUAUGCCGGCCAGGACCCUUUCGGUAUUUCCACCCUCUUCGAGACACUUGACGCGGCAAAAAAUAAGCUUCUACCACGACUGGCAGAGAGGCGUAUUGCGUUUCUAUCCAACCAGUAUGGCAGAUAUGUUUCUACCUUUCGCAUGCGCCAGGCUGGUCGGGAGAACCUGUUCACCGCAGAUCCCAAAAACAUCCAGACUAUGCUAGCAACUCAGUUCAAAGAUUUUGGCUUGGGUGAUAUGCGUCGUAACGUCGCUCAUCCUGUUGUUGGUCAUGGAAUUUUCACUACCGAUGGCGAAAGUUGGCAUUUUUCCCGAUCCCUGCUACGGCCUCAAUUCACCCGAGAUCAAAUGAGCAAUCUCGACAGAGAAGAACGACAUGUCGAUAAUGCACUUCGCAUGAUUCCAAUACUACAUGAUGGCUGGUCAUCCGCAGUGAAUAUUCAAGCAAUCUUCUUUCGUCUUACUCUUGACUCGGCUACGGAAUUUCUCUUCGGUAGAAGCUGUGACAGCCAGAUUGCAGCUUUGCAAAAAGAGGCGGGACAGGCCUCCGAUGAUACUUUUCUAUACGGGUUUGAUCGGUGCAUGUGGUAUCUUGCAGAGCGCCUGCGGUUUGAGAGGCUAUAUUGGCUCAUCUACAAUAGAGAGUUCAAGAAGUGUAUCAAUAUUGUACACGCUUUUGUUGACCGUUAUGUGUACUCUGCUCUGAAACAGGCACAGCAGCAGGAGAAAGAGAGCAUCGAAAAGGACACAUCGCAAUACAUAUUCCUUGAUGCUUUGACUGAUAGCACAAAGGAUCCGAUCAAAUUGCGUGAUGAAUCUCUAAAUGUCCUCUUGGCUGGCCGGGAUACAACAGCCUCGCUGCUAAGUUGGACAAUCCUCCUUCUUGCACGACAACCUCACAUGUUUGCGAGACUUCGAACUGACAUCCUGGAGCAAUUCGGUACUUAUCAUCAGCCACGAGACAUGGAUUUUGCGUCUUUGAAAUCAUGCCAGUAUCUUCAGCAUUUUCUCAAUGAAACUCUUCGUCUUUAUCCAGUCGUGCCCUUCAACCGCCGGUGCGCCACGACGGAUACCACACUCCCUCGUGGCGGCGGGAAAGACGGUUCUUCUCCAAUCUACGUCCCUAAGGGCCGUACAGUCAUGUACAGCACCUACGUCCUACAGCGUAGAAAGGAUAUUUGGGGUGAGGAUGCCGAAAUCUUCAACCCGGACCGAUGGAUUGGCCGGAAGGUAGCCUGGGAGUAUAUUCCUUUCAACGGGGGGCCCAGAACAUGUAUUGGGCAGCAGUUUGCUCUGAUGAGGGCCAGUUAUGUGGUGGUGAGAUUGCUGCAGAGAUUUGACAAAAUUGAGGAUGUGGACAGCGAGAAAGAAAUCCGGUAUGGUGUUUCACUGACCUCUUGUCCUGGUGAUCCAGUGACUUUAAGAUUGCAUCAGGCAGGGGUUUAG